AGAGAGAGAGAGAGAGAGAGAGAGAGAGAGAGAGAGCGAGAGAGAGAGAGAGAGAGAGAGAGGUCCGCUCUCUGCAUUGCAGCCUGAGCGCUGCUGGAAUCGAACACAACAAUGGCGACUCCCUGUCCCGACAGCAACUCCACAACCACCCCCGGCAACAACAACAGCAACAUUGCGGGACCCACAAUACAACACCAUCACCCGCAGACACACAACCUGACCACAGUCAGCAGCAGCAUGCAAGAAACCAACACGUGCUGGAGAUGUCAAAAUGAAACAGGGUUUCAGAUAAGCCUGUCUGGAGUGCCCCAAAGUAAACGAAAAGCUCUAAAGCUGAAUUUCGCCAACCCUCCUGUGAAACCAGCCUCCAGGCUUCCCCUCAAUCCACCGGCUCCCUCUUUCCAGAACCCACACAUAGAGCGUCUGAGAACGCACAGUAUUGAGUCGUCAGGGAAGCUGAAGAUCUCUCCAGAGCAACAUUGCGACUUCACAGCAGAGGAUCUGAGAGACCUGGGAGAGAUCGGUCGCGGGGCCUAUGGCUCCGUCAACAAGAUGGUACACAAACCCACGGGCCAGAUCAUGGCUGUUAAGAGGAUCCGCUCCACGGUGGAUGAGAAGGAGCAGAAGCAGCUGCUGAUGGAUCUGGAUGUGGUGAUGAGGAGUAGUGACUGUCCUUACAUUGUUCAGUUCUAUGGUGCCCUCUUCAGAGAGGGUGACUGUUGGAUAUGUAUGGAACUUAUGUCUACCUCAUUUGACAAAUUCUACAAAUACGUAUAUUGUGCAUUAGAUGACGUCAUUCCAGAGGAAAUAUUAGGCAAAAUCACAUUAGCAACCGUGAAAGCACUGAAUCACCUAAAAGAAAACUUGAAAAUUAUUCACAGGGACAUCAAACCCUCCAACAUUCUCAUGGACCGGAAAGGCAACAUCAAGCUGUGUGAUUUUGGCAUCAGCGGUCAGCUGGUGGACUCCAUAGCCAAGACCAGAGAUGCAGGUUGCAGGCCUUACAUGGCGCCUUACAAAGGACGAAUCAAAAAGGCCAAAAUACAAGGAGCUCCUGAAACACUCAUUCAUCCUGAUGUACGAAGAACGGUUUGUGGACGUCGCCAGCUACGUCUGUCGCAUCCUGGAUCAGAUCCCCACAUCUCCCAUCUCCCCGAUGUACGUGGACUGAUGAAGUCGACCCCGGGGGGGGGGGGGGGGCGCAACACCUCACAUGCUAACACACAAUGGGUGGGACACUUGAGCUUUGCGACAUAUAUGACGCAUGACAUCUGGGCUCUUAGAUGCAGGGCUACCUAGGACCACCCGUUUUAGUCACACGUUCCAAAGAACAAAAGGAACAAUUCCAAAUUGCCCGGUGCAAUAAGAUCGUCAUAAUUAUUAUAAUGAUAAUAAUUAUUACUCUUAUUAAAGCACACCUUUUAUGCUUUCCAUCAUCUCAUCAAAAGUAAGUGCAACAUUCGAAAUGAAAAUCAUCCAUUUGCAAAGCUUAAAGGCAAAACCGUUGUCUUAGUCAAAUGCGUUGCUCAACCUUUUUUUUUUUAUUUGAGGAAAAAGUAAUAGAGUAUACAUAUAUGGUAUAUAUACUUGAACUGUGUACACAAAUACAAACCUACCAAAUAAAAUGUUGUUAAAAAGUGAUGCUCAUGAUGUAUGAACAAAAAACAAAAAAAAGAGAAAAAAAGCCACCUAUUAGAUUGUACGUUGUGGACUGUAUGUAUGCAUUUUGUGUGUUCACCUCCGCAUUGUUGACGUAUGUACAGAUGUAUGCAGAUUAGACCUACUGUCUAAACACAAACUGUUAUUACACAGUUUCCUUUUCUCGUGGGCACCUUUACUGAUGGCGAGUGAAUAAGUUUGCGAAACGUGUUGUUGCUCGGGAAACUGGUGGACGAGGUAGCGUGGCUUUACUGUUCUGUUUUUAAAUCUGUGAGCUUGUACUCUUGAUACUGAUGGGGACAACACACAUUUGCUCACACCCAACGCUACAUUAUGCAUGUAUGUAUGUAUGCAUGUGUACAUGCAUGCAUGCAUGCAUGUACAUAUGGAUGCAUGUGUGCAUGUGUGCAUGCAUGCAGUUGUGCAUGUAUGUAUGCAUGCAUGUAUGUACAUAUGUAUGCCGGGAUGCAUGUAUGUAUGUAUGCAGUAUAUCCAAUCUUCUGUUCUUGGCAGGUAAUGUUCAACGGUUAAGGCUCAUUCCCAAAUAGAGAGCGAGCGAGAUGUACUUGGCAAAUGUUGAUCAAGUGCCGGGGAAGCCUGAGUGUUGUGAGUAUGCGGCGCAGUACUGUAAAAGGAUACCGCAGCUUUCACCUCACAUUAAUGGAUUAUAUGUCUGGAUAGUACAUGUUAAGGAAUAAUAAACUGACAAAGCUGAUUCAGCGGGGAAUGAGCCUUAACGCUCGCCUACAGUCUGUCACAGCAUUGUACAGUCGAACUGUUAAUCCACAUUGAUCACAAUAUUUCCACAAUGUUUUUCAGCAACUCAGCAUGUUACUCUCUGGCUCGCACCGAUGAUGGAAUGUCUUCCCAUGCCAAACAAUGUUUUACACUCUGGACGUGUCUCCGUAGUCUUAAAAUGUAUGAACCCAAUCCUUUUUUUUGUCAUCUACAAAGAUCUAUGUACAGUAUAAUGCACUUUGGGUUGCUCCGCAUAAGAUGGAGAAGGUUUUCAACUUGAGACUAUUGAGACACACCCUUUUAUCUAUCUUCCUCUGUCAGAAAGCCAUUUCUGCUCAUCAGGGUGUCAUUCACAUUCAGUGUGGAAGUUGGUGAAAAAAAAAAAAAAACCACCCGAUUUGUAGCUUGCUAGUCAACCAAACUGUCUCGUGUGGGUCUGUGUGAAGGGGGAGGUCAGGGGUCAUUUAUCUUUGAGAUAUCAGCUGUGUUGAAAAU
Messenger RNA from Lampris incognitus (smalleye Pacific opah), 2892 nucleotides. RefSeq names its product mitogen-activated protein kinase kinase 4b (gene map2k4b). Gene Ontology annotation, biological process: protein phosphorylation; MAPK cascade. Gene Ontology annotation, molecular function: ATP binding; JUN kinase kinase activity. The record is from RefSeq and is a predicted model, not a curated record. Lineage: Eukaryota; Metazoa; Chordata; Actinopteri; Lampriformes; Lampridae. The transcript has 11 exons. The coding region runs from base 112 to 1299 and encodes 395 amino acids.